Solanum lycopersicum (tomato) is the source of this 2977-nucleotide messenger RNA. Its product is annotated as protein ROOT HAIR DEFECTIVE 3 homolog 2-like. Lineage: Eukaryota; Viridiplantae; Streptophyta; Magnoliopsida; Solanales; Solanaceae. Gene Ontology annotation, cellular component: endoplasmic reticulum. Gene Ontology annotation, biological process: endoplasmic reticulum membrane fusion. The record is from RefSeq and is a predicted model, not a curated record. Gene Ontology annotation, molecular function: GTP binding; GTPase activity.
AAAGAUUGCCUAAAAACAAGGUUACGUAAUAUUUAUUCUCUCUAGAACAAACCAGAAAAGGAAGGAAAACAAAAAAAGAAGAAGAAGAAGAAAAGCUGGAGUCUAUACUUAGAAGCAAUCUUCAGACCAUAUUGCUAAUUCAUAGUUGAUUUUAGCUUCCAGGAACUGUAAAAUCUUCCAUGGGUAAGGAAGACUGUUGCUCAACGCAACUAAUAGAUGCUAAUGGAGAAUUCAACUUCAAAGGUCUACAGAAUUUCGUUAGCUCUGUCAAACUUCCUCGCUGUGGUCUCUCUUAUGCUGUUGUUGCUAUUAUGGGACCCCAGAGUAGUGGGAAAAGUACCUUAUUAAACCAUUUAUUCUAUACUAAUUUUAGGGAGAUGGAUGCUUUUAGAGGAAGGAAUCAAACAACCAAGGGAAUUUGGAUUGCAAAUGCUGUCGGCAUUGAGCCAUUGACCAUUGUCAUGGAUUUGGAGGGUACUGAUGGAAGAGAGAGGGGUGAGGAUGAUACAACAUUUGAGAAACAAAGUGCCUUGUUUGCUUUGGCUGUUGCAGAUGUUGUGCUGAUAAACAUGUGGUGCCAUGAUAUUGGUAGGGAGCAGGCUGCCAAUAGGCCUCUUCUCAAAACAGUAUUUCAGGUCAUGAUGCGUUUGUUUAGUCCCCGCAAAACUACCCUUCUUUUUGUUAUACGUGAUAAAACAAAGACUCCGCUAGAAUAUCUGGAGCCUAUUCUGAGGGAGGAUAUCCAGAAGAUAUGGGAUGCAGUUCGAAAGCCACAUGCACACAAGGACACCCAACUCAGUGAAUUUUUCAAUGUAGAAGUCACUGCUCUACCCAGUUAUGAGGAGAAGGAAGAGCAGUUUAAAGAUCAGGUUGCUCAACUUAGGCAGCUUUUUUUCCACUCCAUCUCUCCAGGAGGCUUGGCUGGCGAUAGGCGGGGUGUUGUUCCAGCCUCUGGUUUUUCUUACAGUGUACAGCAAAUAUGGGAAGUCAUCAAAGAAAACAAGGAUCUCGAUUUGCCUGCUCACAAGGUCAUGGUGGCCACUGUGCGUUGUGAAGAAAUUGCAAAUGAGAAGUUCAGUAGUUUGAUGAUAAAUGAGGACUGGCUAGCACUUGAGCAUGAAGUGAAAGAGGAUGCAGUUCGAAAUUUUGGAAGACGACUAAGCUCCAUCUUAGAUAACUUUCUGUCAGAAUAUGAUGCGGAAUCCCUCUUUUUUGAAGAAAACGUGAGAAGUUCAAAACGUCAACAAUUUAUGUCGAAAGCUUUGCAGUUGGUCCAUCCGGCUUUUGUUUCGCAGUUGGGGCAUCUACGUGUUAAAUCACUUCAAACAUUUAAGAGUCAGCUGGAACAAUUAUUACGUAGAGGAGAAGCAUUUGCGGCAUCUGUUCGUACAUGCUCUGAGUCUUGUAUCACUGAAUUUGAUAAGGGAUGUUCAGAUGCUGCCAUAAGACAUGCUAAUUGGGAUGCUUCAAAAUUUCGUGACAAACUCAUUCGUGAUAUUGAGGCCCAUGUGUCCUCUGUUCGUAAUGAUAAGUUAUCUGAACUGAAGGCCAUUUAUGAGAAACAAAUCACAAUUGCACUUGCUGAACCUGUACAAUCCCUUUUUGAUGUUGGUGGGAGUGAAACAUGGGCCUCAAUAAGAAAGCUUCUAAAACGCGAGACAGAUGUGGCUAUAUCAUGCUUCUGCCCAGCACUUUCCGGCUUUGAAUUGGACCAGUACGCAUUUGACAGAAUGAUGCAAAGUCUGAAAGACUACGCUAGAAGUGUUGUGGAGAAAAUAGCAAGAGAAGAAGCUGGAAAAGUUUUGAUGCAAAUGAAGGAUAGGUUUAAUACUGUGUUCAGCCAUGAUAGCGAUUCAAUCCCAAGGCUUUGGACAGGGAAGGAGGACAUUAAAUCAAUAACAUUGGAGGCCCGCUCUGAGUCUCUGAAGUUUUUGUCUAUAGUGGCUGCCAUACGGUUGGAUGAAAAAUCAGACAGAAUAGAAAGCAUACUUUUCUCCAGACUCUUGGAAGGGAAGAUUUCAAUUUCUUCUCGGAAUAGUGAUAUUGCAGAUUCUUGUGACCCCCUUGCCUCAAGCUCAUGGGAAGAGGUUUCACCAGAGAACACAUUGCUCACACCAGUGCAGUGUUUAUCUUUGUGGAGACAAUUCAUGGCAGAAACCGAGUAUAUUGUUAGUCAAGCUAUUUCAGCACAGUACUCGAUUGACUGGAAAAAAGUAUCAGUCCUGUUCUUAUCUCAGAGAUACUCUGAGUUAUUCUUCAAGCUUUGGAUCUUCUGUCCCAUACUUUCAGUGCGAUCUAGUGUCCAUGCAUAUUUCAAUGACAUGACAGGAUGAUUGAAUCAAAUUGUUUUUGAUUUGACUAGUGGAGCAGCGGUUUCAACUGUCUUAAGCUGUUUUGACCCCCUUCCCCUUUUCCCUUUCUUCUAAAAUGCUAAAAUAUAUUAUACUCUUUACGCUCCCCAUUGAUAGUUGCUUCCUGCCAAAUACAAAGACUAAAACAGCUAGAGCAGAUUUCUGACCUUGCUCUCACUCUUGCUGUUAUCUGCUUUGCUGAAACAAAAGUACCUAAUGCUUCAGUGGCAGACCUAGAAUUGUCAUCGAGGGGGUUCUACAUAUAAAGGGGAUGAACAAAAAAGUCGAUAAGCUAAAUAUUAUUAAAUACUUUAUAAUUAUAUUUAAUCAUUAAUUAAUUUUUUAAAAUAAAUAAUAAAAUUAUGUUAUUUAAUCAAAAAAAUAACAAGGCCAAUCACAAGAAGGGACACUGUUAUGGAAGUAAUGAAACUUUGAAUUUAAACUUGUCAGAGGCAGAAGUGUUUGAAAACUGGGAAUUACUUUUAGCUUUUUUAGAUUUGUUUAAAGAAAAAACCUAAAAGUAGUUUUGUUGGUUAUUAUAAUAGAUAAGGCAACCAAAAGGAUUGAAAAAUUUAUUAAGCAUAGAAGCGCUUUAAAUUGCCAACUUGAAAACACAAUUUGCAUAA